This is a messenger RNA of Neodiprion fabricii, 1520 nucleotides long. Its product is annotated as sister chromatid cohesion protein DCC1. Gene Ontology annotation, cellular component: chromosome, centromeric region; chromatin; Ctf18 RFC-like complex. The coding region runs from base 116 to 1324 and encodes 402 amino acids. The record is from RefSeq and is a predicted model, not a curated record. Gene Ontology annotation, biological process: maintenance of mitotic sister chromatid cohesion; mitotic sister chromatid cohesion. The transcript has 8 exons. Lineage: Eukaryota; Metazoa; Arthropoda; Insecta; Hymenoptera; Diprionidae.
UCCAGACUUUGUUCAAGGGCCUACUUGCCCCACUCCAGAUACGGUACUGGCGGGAAGAACACCGCGUUUACUGUACACAUGUUAUCAUACAUACGAGCAUGUCAGGAUACGCGCUAUGGCAGAUGUCAAAGAGAAGUACAGAAGAACAGCGGAUGACGUACAGAAGGUGAUAACGCUGUCAAAACUCGAUGAAACGGAACUGACCGAAAUUACCCAAGUCCUGCAGUUUUCACCGGAAAGUGAUGAAACUUCGCACAUUAAAUUACUUGAAUUAGAUUCUCAUUUGUUACAAGCUGUUAAAGAAGGUGACAGCUUAACUUUUCGAGGCUCUGAAGAAGAAUCGGUCGUGCUUUGUUCUAGAAACAGAACAUAUGAUUUACAGGAAGCUGAAACCUCGAAUUCUUUGCUGCUUGUCCCAGAUUGUAAAUUUUCAAAAGAGACAGGUUCAAGUGCAGGCACUUGUAGAAUCUUGCAAGAAACAACAGUCAAGGGUGUUUUUUAUACGUACUUUGAGGUUUCCCAGUGCAGACCACGAUUGAAUAAGCUCCACAAGGUGUUAGCAUCCUCGGCAUUCAAUGGGAAAGAGUGCGAGAGCCUUGUGGACCAAACAACACUGUACAAUUGGGAAAAGCUUGUUCAAGAGAUACAAGCCAGUGAGGAUGAACUCAGAGAGGCACUGUCCAGUUACUUGAUUGUCAACAUUAAUGGUUACUUACGAUCUUUGACGUUUGAGUAUGAGACACAUGCAUUGUCACUGAUGCUUGAUUUAAUAGAUGAAAACUCUUGGGAAAUGGACGAAAUAGACAAGGAGAUGUCAUUCUCUUUGUUGGAGGAACUUAUCCCAGAUUCUGUAUUCCAAGUUUUAUUUCAUGCCUAUGCCGAGCCUAGUGGAAAAACCAAAGAAAAUGGGGAAUCGUUAUUCAGGUACAACGAAGAGAAGGUCUGCAAAUUCCUUGCCAAAGUACUCUUAGCAGCAUCACCUGUCAACAAAUAUGAUGAGUUUAUGGAAGCUUGGAAAAUAGGAACUCCGGACUGUAUGGAACCCAAAGACUCGUGGCUGGGUGGUAUAGCAUUGAUUGUUUUCAAUACUCGGAAAAAUGUUAAAGAAAUCAUCUCUUAUCCAGCAGCAGACUUGCCUGAUGGGAUCAAUCAAAGAUUUGAGGAGCUCUUCAAAACAAAGGAAAAGUGGACAAUUGAAGAAAUCACCCCUUAUAUUUUCGAUCUAACAACAACUAAAACCAACGUUAAUGGCUUGUUGACCAAAUAUGCUAGAUCUUCAAUGUCGAAUGGUAUCAAGUACUACAGUUCAAAGCACUGUAAGUGAUUUAUUACUGGGAUUGGCAAUAGGCCUUGGUCAAGUUGGAUGGUUCAAAAACCCAGCAAAAUUUGCCCAGGGAUGAAGAAAAAUGCACACACAGCGGAAUAACUAGAAAAAAGUGAAAAAAAACUUUGAUCAAAUCAUAUGCAUAAUUUAUUUUGCAUGUAUUUCAUAAUACAUAAUAAACAUUUACACAAAUUUA